UCAACUGGCCCAUUUGCGUCUGGGUGCUCAUCGUGGGUAUCUCCGCUCCAGCUGCUUGCUAAAAUGCUCUAAGCUCCUCCGUUCACCACCCCGCUGGAGUAAUCUUCUCGUGAACCAUGACGAAUGUGUGGGGCAAACUGGUGCUGAAGUUCUUCAAGUAUGCGCCAAGCUAUGUGGUCUGCCUGAGCUUCCUGCCCUGCGGCAUGAUCUUCGGCUAUACGAUCUGUGCCUUUGUCGCGGAACGGAAUCUGAACUCGGGAUUGACCUACUAUGGUCCGCUGAUCCUGGGCGCCUGCUGGGCGCUCCUCACUGCCCUGGCCAUGCUGGGGGUCAAGCUCGUGAAGAAGUGCAUCGUCUAUUGGCAGCCGUGGCUGCUCCUCUUCGCCGGCAUCUUCAACCUCGUCGCCAGCUGCUUUUACUUUCCCGAUGGAUUUGACCACGUCGGAGCCUACAUCUCGUACGUGGCGCACAGCACCACCUUCGUGGCCGGCCUCAGCUUCCUGCACACGAUCAGCUCGAAGGGCAGCCGGGCGCUCCUGAUCUCGGCCAGCUGCAGCUGCUACCUGCUGGGCGUGGCCUCGGCGGUCAGUCUGAUAGUGGCCGCCUACAGCCGGAAUGUGGAGAAGUGGGCGGGUCAAGAGGCGAGCACGGAGCAACUGAUCGACUUGAUCUACGUGAACCUCGCGGGUACGUAUUUGAGUGUGGCUGGCGUUAUCCUGGCCAUCCUGGUGGGCCAGAAGGUGCUGCACUUUCUGGGCAGGGUAGACCUGGAGAACAGCAUGGACAACGACCUGCGGAUAGCCAACUCCAAUGGCAGCAUCUUCGAGAGCCGACCGGAGGUGAUCAAGCGGCUGCAGUUCUUCUACGUGACCAAGAACCAGCAGUGGAACAUGAUGCUGCUCCUGCUCUUCACGGAGGCCGUCCAGUUCGCCCUGUUCGUGUACUUUGUCUACUGGUUCGCCCUGAAUCCGGCCAUCCGGCUGACGGCAUUCUCCGGUGUGGACGCCAUGUUCUGGGUGAUCUUCGGCGGCAGUCUGCUGGCCCUCGUCUGCCAGUGGUUCCUGUCCGUGAAGGUCACCUUCGUGGGAUCGCAGGUGGCCCUCGUCUUCUGCACCCUGCUGGCCAUGAUCCUCGGCAGCGCCACGGAGUCCAGGUGGCCGCUCUGGCUGCUCCUCGUCCUCUUCGGCCUGGCCUACUCCAGCCAGCAGAUCGCCCUGCUGGAGGUCACCCAUCUGCGCUUCACCGAGUGCAUCAUAUGCGCCUCCUACAUCCUCAAACUGGUCUGCACCAGCAUGGUGUACUUCUACUUCGUGGCGGAUGCGAAGAACUCCUACUUCUACGCCACCGACUCGAGCACCCUAAUGGCCCAGGGAUUCGUCUUCAUGAUCAUCACCUCGCUACUGGCCCUGGUCGUCGGCAUGAAGCUCCCGCGGACGCAUCGCGCCCAGCUGCUGGAGAUCCAGUACGAGGUGUACGGCAUCAUCUUCAUGAAGCACCAGAUCGAGCAGCUCAACGUCCGCUGGCUGAACGACGGCACCAUUCCCACCAUCAGUCAGUGAGCCUGAAAGUCGCGGAAUUAAUUUAUAGAGCACUCCCUCUAUCUAAACGUAGUGUUUCUUACUUUAUUCAAAAUACUCAGUAUUUAAUUGAUCAAAAAUAAAUCGACUUCUCUGUCGGGAA
This is a messenger RNA of Drosophila rhopaloa, 1680 nucleotides long. RefSeq lists its product as uncharacterized. NCBI's taxonomy places the organism in Eukaryota, Metazoa, Arthropoda, Insecta, Diptera, Drosophilidae. The transcript is spliced from 3 exons. The coding region runs from base 117 to 1559 and encodes 480 amino acids. The record is from RefSeq and is a predicted model, not a curated record.